AUGUGUACCACCUGUUCAAAAAAUAUUCAUUCUCAGAAAAUCCAUAAAAAUCAUACUGUUGUGUCUACUAAUCAGAAGCGUUUUCCGAACACAUGUUCAGAUCAUCCAGAUGAAAAAAUAAAACUUUGGUGUACGAUAUGUGAAAAUCAUAUUUGUCGAGAUUGUCUUUUAUUUAAACACAAGGAUCAUACGUAUACUAGUUUACAAGAUAUUGUGCAAGAAACAAAGUCAAAAAUCCAAUCAUCACUACAACCUAUCAGAGAAAAUCUCGAGAAAGCUGCAGUGACAGCUGAUGGUAUUAUAGAACAACAGCAUCAGCAUUACACGACAGUUAAAUUAGAUAUCGAUGAAGCAUUUAAAAAGUUACAAUCGUUUUUAGAAAUAAGAAAAUCCAAAUUAAUACAGCAACUGGACAGUUUUCGAGCAGAAGAGACAUCAAUAUUAGAAAAAUAUCAAGCAGAUAUGAAUGAACAAUUGAAGACAAUAAAGGCAAGAGAGGUUCUGGUGCAACAAAUGUUCGAUAACAAUGACAGCAUUCAGAUCAUGAAAAUGAAAAAAACUUUACUAGAUUAUGAUCAACAAAUUAAUCAACAAUGUCGACGACUUGAACAAGGAUGCACUUUCGCGAAAGCUAGUUUCAAUGUGAGUACAGAUAUGCAACAAAAGAUUGCUGAAUACGGUGUUAUCAAGAGUGAGAAUGUUGUAUUAGCUCCAGAUGGUGCAGAAGCAAAGAAGAACAACAUGUUUUUAGAUCUAUCAAGACCGUUAUGUGAGUAUUCAACUUGUCAGUAUGAGACAUCUUACGGUCGUGGUUAUGUAUUCCAAUUGAAAAAUCCAUUAAAAAUUCGAUCUGUACAAUUAGAAGCAUCAAUACAUGGACAAGUCGUUAUUUACGUAGUAAAUAAUUCUGGUGUCGUUGUCAACAAAACAUCUCUUAUUUCAAAUGAUAUAACUAUGAAAUGGACAACGAUUCCAAUCAUCGUCGAAUUAAACACCGGCUAUUCUAUUUUAGUUUGGUCACCAAAUAAAAAUGGGCGAUUUUCAUACAAAAGCGGCGAUAAUAAUUUUCGUACUAUUAAUUCAGAAUGUUCGAUUGAAAGUAAAUGCGCAGCUAUAAAUCAUGACUUGUCGAUCGGAGAACAGCUGACGAUCAAUCGAAACACCUAUUCCAUUCAAAUGAUGAUUGAUAUUGAAAAAUAA
Messenger RNA from Rotaria sp. Silwood2, 1200 nucleotides. NCBI's taxonomy places the organism in Eukaryota, Metazoa, Rotifera, Eurotatoria, Philodinida, Philodinidae. The record is from the annotation of a GenBank genome assembly.